Messenger RNA from Pneumocystis jirovecii RU7, 1752 nucleotides. RefSeq names its product ATP-dependent DNA/RNA helicase. The record is from RefSeq and is a predicted model, not a curated record. Gene Ontology annotation, cellular component: nucleolus. Bases 1 to 1752 code for a protein of 583 amino acids. The transcript is spliced from 4 exons. NCBI's taxonomy places the organism in Eukaryota, Fungi, Ascomycota, Pneumocystomycetes, Pneumocystales, Pneumocystaceae. Gene Ontology annotation, molecular function: RNA helicase activity; ATP binding; nucleic acid binding.
AUGGACACGUUCUCUUCUAUGUCCAUGGAUGCAAGGCUUUUGCGCGCAAUUUCAAAAAUUGGGUUUCAUAAACCUACAUAUGUACAAAGUCAAGUUAUCCCAUUGGCAUUAGAGGGAAAAGAUGUUUUUGCACAAGCACGUACAGGAUCAGGAAAAACUGCUGCAUACUUAAUACCUAUUAUUGAGAGUCUUUUGAAAACGAAAAAAACACAGGAUCAACUAGAGACAAAAUCUAUAAUACUUGUGCCAACAAGAGAACUUGCAAGUCAAGUAGUUAAGAAUAUUAAAGAACUUACGUUUUACUGUGGGAAGAUUGUAAGAGUUGUGAAUUUAGCUGCCAAUAUUUCAGAUAAUGCUGCAAAAAUAUUGGUAUCCGAUUACCCUGAAAUUGUAGUUGGUACACCUUCUAGAAUCUUGGUUCAUUUAAAUGGAUCAAAUCUUCACGUUCAAGAAAGUUUGCAACAUUUAGUUAUUGAUGAAUUUGACUUAAUUUUGUCCUAUGGAUACUUAGAGGACCUAAAUCAUAUUAUAAGAUAUAUACCUAAGAGUGCUCAGAUGUUUUUAAUGAGUGCUACCUUAACUGAGGAUGUUGAUGAGCUGAAAAAAAUGAUUUGCAAAGAUCCAAUUAUAUUAAAACUAGAUGAGACAAAUAAAAAUGCUAAUCUUGUACAGUACAGUGUGAAUGAAGAUGAAAAAUUUCUUUUUGCAUUUGUUAUACUUAAACUUCGACUCAUAAAGGGAAAAAUUAUUAUAUUUGUCAAUAGUAUUGAUCGUUGUUAUAGACUAAAAUUAUUUUUGGAACAAUUUGGCAUUAGGUGUUGUAUUUUGAAUUCAGAACUUCCUGUUAACUCUCGUUUACAUAUCAUUGAGGAGUUUAAUAAAAAUAUAUAUAAUAUCAUAUUAGCAACAGACGAAAAUGAUUUAUUAAAAAAACCCGAUUCUGCUAGUAGCAUAAAAGGUAGAGUUAUAUUCUUUCUUUGUAUUUAUUUAAUAAGCAAUUCAGAAGAAAACAUAAAUUGUGAUACUACACAAGCAGUCUUGAAAAAUAAUUCGUCAAAAAAACAAAAAAAGAUACACAGAGAUAAUGAAUAUGGAGUAUCUCGUGGAAUUGAUUUUAAAAAUGUAACUUGUGUAUUAAAUUUUGAUCUUCCAACUACUGUGAAAUCAUAUAUACACCGAUCUGGGAGGACAGCUAGAGCAGAUAAAGAUGGAAUGGUUAUGUCGUUCAUUGUCCCGGAAAAUUUAUGGGGAAAGCAUAAAAGUACUAUACUAGAAAGUGCAAAAUACGAUGAAUCAAUAUUUCAAGCAAUAGAAAAAGAUCAAGAGGCUAAAGGAGCUACAAUUAAACCCUAUAGUUUUAAUAUGGAGCAUGUUAAUGCAUUCAGAUAUCGAAUGGAGGAUGCAUUAAGAGCUAUAACAAGAACAGUUAUAAGAGAGGCUCGAGAAAAAGAAUUGAGAAUGGAAAUACUUUCAAGUAAAAAACUUAAAGAAUAUUUCGACGAAAAUCCAAAUGAUUUGGAGCAACUUCGACAUGAUAAAGAACUUCAUCCAGCAAGAAUUCAACCACACCUCAAACAUAUUCCUGAUUACUUACUUCCAAAGAAAGACCGAAUAAAUAUUAUUGAAAAUAUUGGACAUGUUAGCUUUCAUAAAAAAGACCCUUAUCGAACUCGAAAAGCUCGUAUUUCUAAAUUUAAAAAAAAAGGAAGACAUUUUAAAAAUAAAAACGACCCUUUGAAAUCUUUUAAAUAG